AUGGCGACCGUGGAUGCUGCGGAGCUGAAAAAUAUAUUUCUGCUUUUCUCCUUUCAGUACAUCUUUCAAAUCAGCUACCGAAAGGAGGGAUCUCGCAUGUACGAAUUGAAGGCCGAGACCGAACAGGAAUGCAACAACUGGGUUCAAGCCAUUGACGCUGCGAGUUUCAGCAAAAUGGUUCUUCAGAAGGAAGAACUUGAGCAAAAACAUCUACAUCUCGUACAAAUAGUGGAAAGUGAAAAAACUGCAAAGUGGCAAUACACUCAACAAUGCGAGGAGCUCACUGUCGAAAUCAAGAAGCUCCGAGCCGAGCUCUGCACGUUGAAAAAGGAGUGGCGUCUUACCCCAAGCAGACCGAUGAUCCUCGCAAGUGACGGCACACCGGCACUUGCUACGAGCGAAGAGAGCGAGGAGAUCAAGAAGAUCAAAAAAGUGCAGAGUUUCUUCCGAGGUUGGUUGUGCCGCCGUCGAUGGAAGCAGAUUGUGGCGGAGUACAUAAGCUCGCCACACGCCGAAAACAUGAGAAAACGAAACUCGCUCGUGUUCCGCAUGGUGGAGUCCGAAGAAGAGUAUGUUGAACAACUUCAACUGCUUGUCUCCUGCUUCCUGAGACCGUUCAAAAUGGCGGCAAGUUCCCAAAAACCCCCCUGUACUCACGACGAAGUUAGCUCCAUUUUCCUGAACAGUGAAACCCUGAUGUUUCUGCAUCAAAUAUUUCUUAAGGGUCUGACAGCGCGGAUGGAAAGUUGGCCGACGCUGGUUCUUGGAUCCCUCUCUAUUAGAUUCUAG
Molecule: messenger RNA, 789 nt
Organism: Galendromus occidentalis (western predatory mite)
Lineage: Eukaryota; Metazoa; Arthropoda; Arachnida; Mesostigmata; Phytoseiidae
Product: ras-specific guanine nucleotide-releasing factor 2-like
Exons: 6
Coding region: 1-789 (262 amino acids)
Cellular component (GO): cytoplasm
Molecular function (GO): guanyl-nucleotide exchange factor activity; protein binding
Source: RefSeq, a predicted model, not a curated record